AUCAACGGUCUUUAUUAAUAUCUCGUUAAUGAAUGCAUUGAACUUAACCUCUGCAGAUUUAAGUGAUAAGUGUAUAGUACAUGUUUAGACUGUAUCACAUAACGCACAAUUACGAAUUUGAGCAAUUCUUUUGAUUGAUUGAGUUAAUUAAAAUAAAAUAUGGUUUUCUUAUCGUUAUCUUUAUUGGUAAGAUCCCGAGGACCCGAUGAAUUUUGGCGCAAACGCAAAAUAUUCAGGCUCGCUGCACAUUACAUAGGCAGAAGAAGAAAUUGCUACAGCAUAACAAUAAAAAAUGUACAUAGAGCUUUAGAAUAUAGCACUGCAGGCAGGCAACAAAAACGGGAAGAUAUGCUAGAGUUGCAGGAACAGAGAAUAGAUGCUGCUACACAUGAACAUGGUAUAUCUUUCAAAGUUUUUACGCAAAGUUUGGCUCGAUGUAACAUUUUGCUGAAUCGAAAAGUAUUAGCUGAUUUAGCAAUUUGGGAGCCACGUUCUUUUAAAUCAUUAACAGAUAUCGCUUGUGCAAGAGCAAAACAGGAUCAUUUCAAAGAAAUUUCACAUGUUGAAGUACCAAAGAGUGUUUUUGUAAGAGGAUUGAUUAAAUAAGCUCGCACAACAAUUGUGUGAAGUAACAUACUUGUUUUAAUAUUUACUGAUAAUUUUGAUGAUACUUCUAAAUUUUAUUCAAACAAAUCCAUAUAAACAAAAACUACUAAUAGUUACUUAAUUUAAGUAAUUUCUGGCUAUGGAAUUAUAUUAACAAAAUAAUCCAGAAUAAACAGAAUUGUUACUUCAGUUUAAGUAGUUUCUGAUUCUAGUAUGCACAUUUUGUAGCGUCACAAAUACACUCAAGAGUUAUAUGUACAACAGUUGUAACAACAAUAUACCUCUGUAGUAUAGAUACAUAGCAAGCAUUAUAAGCUUGAUUGAAAA
Harpegnathos saltator (Jerdon's jumping ant) is the source of this 933-nucleotide messenger RNA. RefSeq names its product mitochondrial ribosomal protein L20 (gene mRpL20). The transcript is spliced from 3 exons. Gene Ontology annotation, cellular component: ribosome. Gene Ontology annotation, biological process: translation. The record is from RefSeq and is a predicted model, not a curated record. Gene Ontology annotation, molecular function: rRNA binding; structural constituent of ribosome. Bases 160 to 606 code for a protein of 148 amino acids. NCBI's taxonomy places the organism in Eukaryota, Metazoa, Arthropoda, Insecta, Hymenoptera, Formicidae.